Molecule: messenger RNA, 1599 nt
Organism: Ochotona curzoniae (black-lipped pika)
Lineage: Eukaryota; Metazoa; Chordata; Mammalia; Lagomorpha; Ochotonidae
Gene: SHPK
Product: sedoheptulokinase
Exons: 7
Coding region: 1-1434 (477 amino acids)
Biological process (GO): cellular response to lipopolysaccharide; carbohydrate metabolic process
Cellular component (GO): cytosol
Molecular function (GO): sedoheptulokinase activity
Source: RefSeq, a predicted model, not a curated record
AUGGCCUUGCCGUUUGUCACUCUCGGUAUCGACUUGGGCACCACCUCUGUGAAGGCCGCUUUGCUGGAGGCCGCGCCCGAGCACCCAUCGGGGUUCGUGGUCCUGGCGAGCUGUGCCCGAGCUGCGCGGGCGGACGCGGCGGCCGAGAGCGCGGCGGCCGGGCCCCAGGGGCGGGAGCAGGAUGUGAGUAGAAUUGUCCACACCCUGAAUGAGUGCCUGGCAGCCCUUCCCCGGGAGCAGCUCCGGAGAGUCGGGGGCAUUGGCGUGUCUGGACAGAUGCAUGGAGUCCUGUUUUGGAAAACAGGCCAAGGCUGUGAGUGGACAGGAGAGGCAGCUUCAGUGUUUGAGCCCCGAGCCGUGAGUCACCUGGUCACCUGGCAGGAUGGCCGGUGCAGCAGCAGCUUCCUGGCCUCUCUGCCUCAACCCGAGUCCCAUCUCAGUGUAGCCACGGGCUUCGGCUGUGCUACCAUCUUCUGGCUUUUGAAAAAUAGCCCAGAGCUCCUGAAGCCCUACGAUGCAGCUGGUACCAUCCAAGACUAUGUCGUUGCCAUGUUGUGUGGCUUGCCGAGACCCAUGAUGUCUGACCAGAAUGCUGCUAGCUGGGGCUAUUUCAACACCCGCAGCCAGAGCUGGAACACGGAGAUACUGAAGGCCUCGGAUUUUCCCGUCCAUCUGCUCUCGGACAUUGCUGAGCCUGGCAGUGUGGCAGGAAGAACUUCCCACGUUUGGUGUGAAAUCCCGAAGGGCACGCCGGUGGGUGUGGCCCUGGGUGAUCUGCAGGCCUCUGUCUAUUCCUGCAUGGCCCAAAGGACAGAUGCGGUUCUCAACAUCAGCACCUCGGUUCAGCUGGCAGCCCCCAUGCCUCCAGGGUUCCAGCCAGCGCAGACUCCUGACCCUGCAGCUCCGGUCGCGUACUUCCCGUACUUUGACAGCACCUACCUGGGGGUGGCAGCAUCCCUCAAUGGAGGCAACGUGCUGGCCAUGUUUGUGCACAUGCUGCAGCAGUGGACAGCGGAUCUAGGCUUGGAGGUCCAAGAAUCCACCGUGUAUUCACGCAUGAUCCAGGCAGCUGCACAGCAGAGAGAGACCUGCUUAACCAUCACCCCAACGGUGUUGGGAGAGAGGCACCUGCCAGACCAGCUGGCCUCCGUGACCAAAAUCUCCUCCUCCGACCUCUCCCUGGGGCAUGUGACCCGGGCCCUGUGCCGAGGCAUUGUUCAGAACCUGCACUCCAUGCUCCCCUUUGAGCAGCUCAAAGAGUGGGGUGUGCAGCGGGUCAUGGGCAGUGGGAGUGCGCUGUCCAAGAACGAGGUGCUGAAGCAGGAGGUGCAGAGGGCUUUCUCGUUGCCUGUGUCCUUCGGGCAGGACGUGGACGCAGCUCUUGGGGCAGCUCUGGUCCUGCUCCGGAGACACCUCAAUCAGAAAGAGCCCUAGUCAGUGAGUUCCGGGCCUGAGGGGCUGCUGUGAAACUUUACCUACUUGGCAUUCCUGACACUAAUUUUGGGUUGUGUUUUUCCCAGACAGGUCUGUGGGGGAAACUUUGAAGGCUCAUAAGGGUCCUUUAUCAAGCUUGUGGAAAAUUGAAUUAAAACAUUUAUU